This is a messenger RNA of Belonocnema kinseyi, 3381 nucleotides long. RefSeq names its product probable G-protein coupled receptor Mth-like 1 (gene mthl1). Lineage: Eukaryota; Metazoa; Arthropoda; Insecta; Hymenoptera; Cynipidae. Bases 363 to 2150 code for a protein of 595 amino acids. The transcript has 7 exons. Gene Ontology annotation, biological process: cell surface receptor signaling pathway; G protein-coupled receptor signaling pathway. Gene Ontology annotation, molecular function: G protein-coupled receptor activity. Gene Ontology annotation, cellular component: membrane. The record is from RefSeq and is a predicted model, not a curated record.
UACCUUUUCGUCCUUAUAUUUUCCGAUCAAAACAAACUCAGAACGAACACGUUUUCGUUCGUUGCAUUCUAGCCAAAACUAUUAGUUUGCUAAAUUUGGUACUGCUGUUUGUAAAUUCCUCUGCCGCACCGAACUGCAAACUUUCAGAAAAGUUGGACUCUUUUGAAGAGUUUUGUGGUGCAAAUAUAAACUAGAUUCAAGUUUUGUGCUCUAUUUUGGAUUUAAGUGAAUUUUUGUGACAAGUGAUGUGUUUAUAAACAUUGCAGGGUUGAACAUUCUACCACCUGAUAUGUCCCUAAAUUAACUUUUGUGAUAUUUUGGUCCACGGGUGUGUCCAGACAUUUUGCCAGGAUAUUUUCAAAAUGAAGGGGGUCAUUUUUGGGGUUAUGUUCUGGACGCUUUUGGCGGCAGUGAUAUCCGAACCAGAAGAUCCUGUGAAGGGAAAAAUUAAGAUUUUGAAGUGUUGUCACUACAGAGAGGAAUUGGUGAAAGAAAGUGAAAAUGAAAUUCCAAGAUGCGUUUCGACAACGAAUAUGUGGACCCCAUUUAUUUACUCCCCGAAGAAGAGGAGUGUGUUAUCACAAAUCCCGAACGAGUGGGAAGUUCAAGAGGCGCGAAAACCCAAAUGUGCGGAUUCACAGGUGUUGACUUUUUUGCCUUACAGUGCGUAUAAUCCCUUUAUUUUAAUGGACACGGGAGAAGCUGUUUUGGAAUCCGGGUCCGGUAGACACUUAAAUCCUGAAGAAUAUUGUGCGGAUGCGAACGCGUUACUUGUGUGUGUAGUGAAGACAAACGAUAGCCAGAGAGCAGCUUCCACUAUGAGGCCGAGUAUUCGUCGAUGUUGUGGUCCGAAUGCUGCCUAUGAUGAAAACAGGAGAACUUGUAUCGAAUCACCAGAAGAUGAAAAUGCUCCUCCCCUACUUCCUAACAUUUCCUCUUCAAUAGAGAUAAAGUCAGGAUUUCCUCCAUGCCCAAAAUCGAGCAAUUUCACGAUAGCUGGCGAUGUGAUGGACGCUACACUCGAACCCGAUGGCAGUUUGCUUUUGAGAAAAGGACAGCAUCUGUCACCGGAAAAGUUUUGUGUGGAAAAAAUCAAGGAAACCAAGCACGUGGUCAAGAUUUUCGCCUGCUUGGAGGAGGACCUCACACAAAAAACGGCGAUCUCAAAGAAUGACAUCAGGUUCACCUUGUAUCCCCUCGGCUUCAUCGUCAGUGCAAUCUUCUUGGCAGCAACAUUGGCGGCAGGAUGGCUGUUACCAGCUUCUCACCACGUUCUCCAUUGGCGAUGCCAGACUCAUCACGUUGCUUGCCUGAUGGUCGGUGAUCUCUUCAUGGCUAUCAUACAGCUCGCCGGGGACUCCCUCGAGGGUGAACUCUGCAAGGCACUCGCCAUCAUGGCGCACUUCUCAUUCUUGGCUGCGUUCUUCUGGCUGAAUACCAUGUGCUUCAACAUCUGGUGGACAUUUAGGGAUUUGAGACCCGCAAGUUUGGAAAAGGGCCAGGAGACUUUAAGACUAAGAGUCUAUGCGGCUUACGCCUGGGGCGGACCCCUUCUAGUUGCAGGAUUGGCAGCUGUUCUGGACCAUCUUCCCGCGAAUCCUACAUCCACCUUCCUCAGACCACGUUUCGGUGAAAAACGGUGCUGGUUCUAUGGCGAUAUGGAAAUUUUGGCCUAUUUCUUCGGACCAGUGGGGGUUCUGCUCGCAAUCAAUCUCCUGUUUUUCGCUGCAACGGCGAGAGAGUUGACGUGCGGGUUAUGGAAGGGCGAAUUUGUGAAAAGCACCACAGAACGAUCUCCUACAAAUUUGCGUUACAGAGCCGCCUUGGGCCGAGUCUGCAUGAAGCUGGUGGUCGUGAUGGGAGUGACCUGGGUCCUAGACGUAAUCUCCUGGGCAGUGGGUGGUCCAGAAUACGUGUGGUACGUGACGGACGUGAUCAACGCGUUCCAGGGUGUCUUCAUAUUCAUCGUAGUUGGCUGUCAGCCUCAAGUGAGGGCUGCCUUGAAGAGGAUCUGCAACAGGAACCCUAGGACCAACGCCGGAAGGCAGGGCAACGGCCUUAGCACCACGAGCCAUGGAAUGCCAAGUAUGGGUGACAGCGUUACGCAAAAUCCGAGCACCAAGACAGCGCCUCUAGAAACAAUCUGCUAGAAACCUACCAAAACCUCCACUCCUUCGGGUCCCUCAUGACUGAGGAAAGUCACCAAAACGAGCUUUGAAAUCGGCCACAACGCCCUUUCUUCAAAACCAACUCGUUGUCCUGCCAAAAUCUGGUCGACAGUUUCCACAGCGCAGGAAAAAUGAUCAAAAGAUACUGGUGGAGAAGCUUUGGUUGCGAAACCAAAUUUUAUUAACUCUGGUCUGAAUUGUUUUUAUAGAAACAUUCAAUUUUUUACAAAAGAGAACUUUCGACGUUUUUCAGUAGGUAGUCUCACUAUUUUAAAUUGAGUUUUGUGGAAAGAGUGGGAUAUAUCAAGAGGUUGAUGGAUCACAUCCGGCUCGAAGGACCACAUUUUGGUCAGAUCUAUGAUUAUCGUAUUAUUUCCUCAAGUACUCGAUUUCAAAUAAACCUGAGGCUUAACACUAGGAUUUUCUAAUUCGCUAUAUUUAAGAUUUUCUAAAAGUAGCUCUGGAAAUAGUCGAAAUUUUGUAAUGAUUUUUUUAAACCGAAAAUUAGGGAUAAGCUAUUCAUCUGCCAGAGUUGGAAAUUGAUGGAGGAUAAAAGUAUUCUGUGUGAAUCGAUUGUGCGAUGCGGGAUCGGAAUUUCUUCGGGAAAAUUGCUUGACUCCUUAAUUGCGGACUGCAAAUACGUAAAUCGCGUAGGUACUCUCUUUAUUUAUGCGUCAGGUGUGUCCGAAUUUGUGAGAUCCCGAUAUCCUUUAGCAUGCAUUUGCAUAAGCGUCGCGCCUCACACAAUUGCACUCACGAUUUGCAUAUUUAUAGCGCAGAAGAGAGAAAGACAAUGAGAGAAUGCGUGUUCUAUCGUGAUGGUCGCUCACGGUCGCCCACGUUGAUAUUCGAGACCAGUGACGCGCGUGCGAUUAAAAAUCGCGAUCAUCGAUAUCAAAUUGGUGUUCAUUCUUUUUUAGAGCUGCACAUUUUCAAACUUUCAGACAGAAAAAAAAGACCGUUAUACUUUGCCAGAAUCAUUUAUUGCUUUAACUAAAUAUUUUCCAAAUAUAACUAGAGGAAAAGGAACUAAAGGUUUGUUCAGGGUGAUUUCAAGAAAUACUAUUUUCGAAUCUGAUGACGCGCACUAGCCUAAAAUGUACCUACUUAUUCAACAUAUUUUUCGAAAAGAAAAAUUGAAAAUCGGAUAUGAUUUAGAGGUCUUUUUAGUUGAUUUUUUUGUAUAUUUUCAAUAUCUUGAAAAUCAAUCUUA